UACGCGACUCCACCCCUCCGACAGACGAAGGCAUGGCGAGCACGGAGGCUAGAAGGGAGUGUGAGACAGAGGGCUGCAGCAAGGACGCCAAACUCCAGUGUCCUACAUGUAUCAAGCUUGGUAUUGAAGGCUCCUAUUUCUGUUCCCAGGAAUGUUUCAAAGGGAGCUGGGUGUCUCACAAGUUGCUGCACAAAAAAGCAAAGGACGACAAGAACCAGAAUGAAUCCAAGAACUGUGUGGAGAAUGACAUCAACACAGACCCGUGGCCCGGCUACCGCUACACAGGGAAACUACACCCACAUUACCCACUGACUCCCAUGAGGCACGUGCCCGGUGACAUCCAAAGACCUGACUAUGCUGAUCACCCCAGAGGGAUAUCUGAAUCGGAGCAGUUCCUGAAGGGGACGUCGCAGAUCAAGAUCCUCUGUCCCGAGGACAUCGAAGGCAUGCGAGUCGUGUGCAAGCUGGCACGAGAAGUCCUGGACAUCGCAGCCCUGAUGGUUAAAGUGGGUGUUACAACAGAAGAAAUCGACCACGCUGUGCACCUGGCUUGCACAGCUAGGAGCUGCUACCCCUCCCCUCUCAACUACUACAACUUCCCCAAAUCCUGCUGCACAUCUGUCAAUGAAGUCAUCUGCCAUGGCAUCCCAGACCGAAGACUAUUACAAGAAGGAGAUAUUCUCAACGUGGACAUCACCGUCUACCACAACGGUUUCCAUGGCGACCUCAAUGAAACCUUCUAUAUCGGCGAGGUGGAUGAAGAGGCAAAGAAGCUGGUUCAGACCACAUACGAAUGCCUUAUGCAGUCCAUCGACUCAGUGAAGCCUGGCAUUCGAUACAGAGAAUUAGGUAACAUCAUUCAGAAGCACGCUCAGGCCAACGGCUUCUCUGUGGUGCGGAGCUACUGCGGCCAUGGCAUCCAUAGACUUUUCCACACUGCUCCCAAUGUGCCACAUUAUGCCAAAAACAAAGCAGUUGGAGUAAUGAAGCCCGGCCACGUGUUCACCAUUGAGCCCAUGAUAUGUGAAGGUGGCUGGCAAGACGAGACGUGGCCCGACGGCUGGACGGCGGUGACCAGAGACGGGAAGCGCUCGGCUCAGUUCGAACACACCCUGCUGGUGACGGAGACCGGCUGCGAAAUCCUCACCCGCCGCAUGGAGGACAACGGGCGCGCUCACUUCCUCAACCAGGUGUAGGCCGGACUGGAGCGCACCAAGGACUGGACUUUCCAGACACUGACACCCAGCACCUCUGGGCGCACGCGGGCACACACACGCACACACACACACACGCUCACACUCUCUCUCCAUCUCAAAGGCACCACCCCCUGAGCUCAGUUUAACUGCGGCGCUCAUUGUUCUUUGAAUUAAAUAUCAGUUCCUCAAAUUAAAUGGAAGUACUUGAAUGUGUCUUAUAUUACACGUGGAUCGCUUUAUUAGUGAAAACUGUAUCCUUUGAAGGAAACAUGAACGUAUUCAUGAGAUUUGGUUUUGCUUAGUGGUCAGACUCGACAUCAGGCCUGUUUUCGACCUCUGGGUCGGGUCACCCAGUGUUUCUUACUGGCUGGCUAGUUGUUGUCUGUGGUAUAUGUGUGUGUGUGUGUGUGUAUGUGGUGCUCAGGGCAAAUCCAACUAGUACGCCAUGCUUCGCUUCUUUUCUCUCAACCUCUGCUAACUUAAUCCGAAUUCAUAUGAUUUUCCCAGAGACGGAUCGAAAAGAAUCAGCAAUACUAAAGACAAGAAGGAGGAGGCUUCCUAGACACUGGGUCAACACGUCUCUCAGCCUCAACGACUCGCAACUCUUGUUUCAAAGCUAGAAAACAACUAGGUUGAGAAAAAUAUUUUACUUCCCCUUUUUUUACACUUUGUUGUAUGGUUUAAACGUUUUUAUUUAUUUUUAAUAAAUGUUAAUAACCUAUUAAUGAUGUGCUGGGAGGUGGAUUUGUUUAGCUUUGAACAGCCAAGCUUAACCUUUCUAGUCUAUAUUCUAAGCUAAGAGGUAACCUCUCCUGGUUGUGACUGACUUAAUUUACAGAUAUGAGAGUUGUAUUACUCAACUACUUGAGGUUGGUAAAUCAAUAGUUGUAUUGCUCCUUGUUGGCCUGUUGGCUAACCACAGCACAGGGGCAACUAUCACUGUCCCAUCUACCUGGUGACGUGUGCAGCAGCAGCAGCACUUAUUCCUCUUCACUCAAUUGUCCUGUCCAGCUGUAAUGUGGCUAUUAUUAGCACACAGUCAAGUUUGUGACGCGGCCACCGAGUGCUCUGUUGACCCUGUUGACCCUGCGCCGAGGAAGUCUCCCUCUGUGUCUCGCGUGCCCGACAGCCCUGGUGUAGCAAAUUGAGCCUUAAUGUGUGAAUCUAGGAAUGAAAAACACGGCGGUUAUCUCAAGGCACGUUAACCGAUGUUAACCCCUCAUCUCGACGGUCACCAUUUACCUUGACGUGGGGGAUUCUCCCCCGGCGUGAGCAGCGUUUUUAUUCUUUCUAUUUUCAGAGGACUAAUGUGAUCAGUUUUCUCUGCCAUCUUUGUAUUUCUUCUAAUGGAGUAAUAAAUGACUCUUCUGUAGCUCUGCGUGGGCGAGUUUGUCCUUGGAAACGCUGGUGAAUCCCGAAAGUGGUCUAAUUUACCAGCCUUUUUAUUACUAGAAAGGACUGUCUGUGUACCUGGGAGCCUUAAUGCCCUUUUUAAACUAAGUGGAGUGCGAUGAGGGUCAAAGCUGCAUUUGAGAUUUUAUUAUGACACUUAGUUUACUUCAAGCUACGUUAACUGUGAAUGUAUCAGUAAACCUUUCGCUUCAUAAGGUUACAAUGUAGGUUUUCUGCUUCUCUAAACAUGCAUGACUCCAUUCAGGGCCCAGAGACCUGUCUUCAUAGGAUUUAGUUUGCACUGACUAGUAAAUGGUGAUUUAGUCAGUGUUGGCGGUCAUAGCACAUCAACAAACAGAAGAGGUGCAGGUGUUAUUACCAGUUUGUGAGGUGACUUCUCAAGGUCCGCUUCACUGAUGAUAUUACAUUAAGUUUUGCAGCAGAAUGCAAGGUGCCCGAUAUUUUUUAACGGAGGGAGAGAGAACAAAUCAUUUGUUUACAUAAUAAAUGUAUUUUUCCGUUCAUUUUUUUUUUCUCAUGUAUUUAAAAAAAAAAAAAAUAAGACGUCGGGGAGUUUUAUAUUUUUCAUGACAACUGUUACAUUACACCCUGUCACUUCCUAAAUAAAGGCUUCACUGUAACUGCG
This is a messenger RNA of Cyclopterus lumpus (lumpfish), 3234 nucleotides long. RefSeq names its product methionyl aminopeptidase 1 (gene metap1). Gene Ontology annotation, molecular function: metalloaminopeptidase activity. The transcript is spliced from 11 exons. Gene Ontology annotation, biological process: proteolysis. The record is from RefSeq and is a predicted model, not a curated record. NCBI's taxonomy places the organism in Eukaryota, Metazoa, Chordata, Actinopteri, Perciformes, Cyclopteridae. The coding region runs from base 33 to 1196 and encodes 387 amino acids.